Cryptosporidium ubiquitum is the source of this 5019-nucleotide messenger RNA. RefSeq lists its product as uncharacterized. The record is from RefSeq and is a predicted model, not a curated record. The transcript has a single exon. The coding region runs from base 1 to 5019 and encodes 1672 amino acids. Lineage: Eukaryota; Apicomplexa; Conoidasida; Eucoccidiorida; Cryptosporidiidae.
AUGAGUACAUUCUACAAUGACAAAAAUAGAACAAGCUCUCGUUUAUCGCCGAAUAAUAGAAGAAGUACAGAAUCUACGGCGAUGAAUUAUCGUCAAAGUUCUGUCCCUCCUCUUGAUCAGGCAAUUUUUAAUUCCAAAAAUCUAAAAAACAGACCUUUAAGUGCAAUCAAUUCUGAAAUGGAUAGUGCCAGAGGCUCUUCUAUUGCAAAAUGUUUCAAAAAAGGUUUGGGUGGUAGUAUUUUAUCAAGCUGUAUAAGUGUUAAUGAUACUCAUAGAGGACAACAUCCCGAAAGCUUUGUUCCAGGUUCUGAUGCUCAAGAAACUGUGAGAAGAUAUAGAGACAGUUAUUCUCAAUUAAGGCAACUUUUUGAAAAGCUUAAAGAACAAAAUCAAAUUCUCCAAGAAGAGAAUUACCGUUUAGAGGAAUCUCUUAAAUCUGCUCAAGAUGCUCUUAAAGCCAAUCGAACAAUGGAUACGAAGAAUUUGAGUAGCAAUUUGAAUUAUAGUCAAAAAUGUUUGGAUGCAUGCGUGCACUAUAUAUCAUAUGCAUUAAGAUAUUUGGUAGAAAACUUAGAAGAAAAUACCAUAAAUAUUUCUAAAGCAUUAGUGGAAAGAGCAGUUCAGCAAAGAAUUUAUCUUUUAGAACCAAAAUUGGAUGAUUCUAUUAAACAACUUCAGCAAAAUAUAGUCGAAUUAGAACAAAAAACUAGAAUAGCCAAGUUAAAUGAAGAAAGAUUGAUAAUGGCAGCUAAGAAUAAUAAGCUUCAAUAUCCUGAAAGCAAUCAAAAUAUCACAGAAACUAAACAUAAUGUAAAUUCGCAAAAUAGCAGUGGAGCUGAAAGUGAGAUUGUUUCAGAAAAAGAAUAUUCUAAACCAAAAUCUUCACUGGACACUGGUAAAUUUGAUAAAUCUUCAACUCAAAGUCUAACUCAAUCUAAGAUGGUAUCGAAAGAUCAUGCAAAGAAUACCUCUAAUAUUAGCCGUUCUUUGGAAUCCUCUAAAAUCUCAUCGCAAGUUUUAUCUCAGAGCAAAUCACCAAUUUCAGCAUCAAAAUCAAUUACUAGUAAGAGCCAUCUUGAAAAAAGUAAACCUGAUGUUUCCAAAAAUGAAGGAAGCAUCAAUAAAUUAAUCGAAAAUAUUGAGAAACCAAUCGGAGAAGUAGAAAAAAUGGUUGAUAUUGUCAGUAAGUCGAUCACAUCCUCUUUAAAAUCACCUUCCAUAUCUGUUUCCAAGAACUCUAGUGGCGUUUUAAGUAAACAAGAGCAAAAUUUAAGCUCUGCAAAUCUCAAAAAUGACUUUUCGGAUUUAAAGUCCGGUAAUUCUGAUGCAUCCGCUGAUCUCCUUAAGGAUUCUUCAGCUAGUUUACCCAAAAAGGACGCCCCAAUUACUUCAACCGCUCCUGCAAAAGAAGCUCCAGCUUCAACAUCUAUGAAGGAUGCCCCAGUAGCUCCACUUAAGAAAGACGCACCAACUACUUCAGCUACUUCUCCAAAAGAAAUCCCGUCUGCUCCAUCUAUGAAGAAGGAUGAACUAACAGCUUCACUUAAGAAUAGUGUGUCAACUAUGAAGAAGGAGACUACUGCAUCUCCACUUAAGAAGAAUGUACCAACAGCUCCAGCUAUUUCUACAAAAGAUGCUCCUACUGUAACACCAAUCAAAAAGGAUGCUCCAGUUGCUUCAACUGCACCUACAAAAGAGGCACCAGCUUUACAGUCAAUGAAGAAAGAUGCUCCAACUGCUCCACCCAAGAAAGACACACCAAUAGCUCCGGCUACUCCUACAAAAGAGGCUCCUAGUGUGCCAUCAAUAAAGAAGGACGCCCCAGCUAUACCCCCAAUGAAGAAGGAUGCUCCUACUGCUUCUGCUCCCGUAAAAGAGGUUCCAUCAAUGCCACCCAUGAAGAAAGAUGUACCGGUUGCACCCUCUAUGAAGAAAGAAGCUCCUAUUUCUCCCAAAAAAGAGUCUUCAGCCGCACCGCCUGCGAAGAAGGACGCUCCAACUACGCCUCCCACAAAGAAGGAUACCCCUGUUCCUGCAACAAAAGAAGCUCCAGCUGCAUUACCUAUAAAGAAGGAAGCCCCGGUUGCAUCUCACAUAAAAAAAGACGCACCAAUUACUCCGCCUUCUCCUUUAAAGGAAGCUCCAACUGUCCCUCCUGUGAAGAAGGAAACUCCCACUGCGCCACCUAUGAAAAAGGAUGCACCUGCUACUCCAACUGCUCCAAUAAAAGAGGCACCAACCGUACCGCCUAUGAAGAAGGAUGCACCUCCUCUUCCAAAGAAGGAAGCUCCAGCUGCACCUCCCAUGAAGAAGGACGCUCCUGCUGCCCCAAUAAAAGAGGCACCAGCCGUGCCACCUAUGAAGAAGGAUGCACCUCCUCUUCCAAAGAAGGAAGCCCCAGCUGCACCUCCUAUGAAGAAGGACGCUCCUGCUUCUCCAACUGUCCCAGCAAAAGAGCCUCCAGUUGCCCCGCCUACGAAAAAAGAUAUACCUGCUCCUCCAGCAAAGGAAGCACCAGCUGCACCUUCUAUGAAAGAAGCUCCAGCUCCUCCGACGGAGGACGCUCCAGCCCCCCCAAUAAAAGAGGCACCGACCGCACCGCCUAUGAAGAAGGAUGCACUUCCUCUUCCAAAGAAGGAAGCCCCAGCUGCACCUCCUAUGAAGAAGGACGCUCCUGCUCCUCCAACUGUCCCAGCAAAAGAGUCUCCAGCUGCGCCAGUAAAAGAGGCUCCAACAGUACCACCUAUGAAGAAGGAUGCGCCUCCUCUUCCAAAGAAGGAAGCUUCAGCUGUACCUCCCAUGAAGAAGGAAGCACCUGUUCCUCCAGCAAAAGAGGUUCCUCCUACACCACCUAUAAAGAAGGAAGCCCCAGCCGCGCCACCCAUGAAGAAGGAUGCACCUCUUCCAAAGAAGGAAGCCCCAGCUGCACCUCCCAUGAAAGAAGCUCCAGCUCCUCCAACGAAGGACGCUCCAACUACUCCUGUAAAAGAGGCACCGGCCGUACCACCCAUGAAGAAGGAUGCACCUCCUCUUCCAAAGAAGGAAGCUCCAGCUGCACCUCCCAUGAAGAAGGAUGCACCUCUUCCAAAGAAGGAAGCCCCAGCUGCACCUCCCAUGAAAGAAGCUCCAGCUCCUCCAACAAAGGACGCUCCAACUACUCCUGUAAAAGAGGCACCGGCCGUACCACCCAUGAAGAAGGAUGCACCUUCUCUUCCAAAGAAGGAAGCCCCAGCUGCACCUCCUAUGAAGAAGGACGCUCCUGCUUCUCCAAAUGUUGCAGCAAAAGAGCCUCCAGUUGCACCGCCUAUGAAAAAGGAUAUACCUGCUCCUCCAGCAAAGGAAGCACCAGCUACACCCCCUAUAAAGGAGCCACACGCCCCUCCAACUAAGGACAUGCCUGCUACUCCUCCGAUAAAAAAGGAGGCUCCAGUCGCCCCUGCCAUGAAGAAGGAUGCUCCAGCUGUACCACCCAUUAAAAAGGAGGCUCCAACCCCUCCACUAAAAAAGGAUACGCCUGCUCCUCCAGCAAAGGAAGCACCAGCUGCACCCCCUAUAAAGGAGCCACCGACCCCUCCAACUAAGGACAUCCCAGUUGUGCCACCUAUGAAAAAGGACGCACCUACUCCUCCAGCUGCGCCAGUAAAAGAGGCACCGACCGUACCAGCUAUUAAGAAGGAUGCACCUCCUCUUCCAAAGAAGGAAGCUUCAGCUGUACCUCCCAUGAAGAAGGAAGCACCUGUUCCUCCAGCAAAAGAGGUUCCUCCUACACCACCUAUAAAGAAGGAAGCCCCAGCCGCGCCACCCAUGAAGAAGGAUGCACCUCCUCUUCCAAAGAAGGAAGCCCCAACUGUACCUCCUAUGAAAGAAGCUCCAGUUCCUCCAACGGAGGACGCUCCAGCUCCCUCAAUAAAAGAGGCACCGACCGUACCACCCAUGAAGAAGGAUGCACCUCCUCUUCCAAAGAAGGAAGCUCCAGCUGCACCUCCCAUGAAGAAGGACGCUCCAGCUGCCCCAAUAAAAGAGGCACCAGCAGUACCAUUUAUGAAGAAGGAUGCGCCUCCUCUUCCAAAGAAGAAAGCCCCAGCUGCGCCACCUAUGAAGAAGGACGCUCCUGCUCCUCCAACUGUCCCAGCAAAAGAGUCUCCAGCUGCGCCAGUAAAAGAGGCUCCAGCAGUACCACCUAUGAAGAAGGAUGCGCCUCCUCUUCCAAAGAAGGAAGCCCCAGCUGUAACAUCCAUGAAGAAGGACUCCCCCGUUCCUUUAACAAAAGAGUCUCCAGCUAUACCCCCUAUAAAGAAGGAGGCUCCAAUUCCUCCACCAAAAAAGGAUAUGCCUGCUCCUCCAGCAAAAGAAGCUCCAGCUACACCUCCUAUAAAGGAGUCACCAGCUCCUCCAACUAAGGAUGCUUCAGCUCUGCCACCUAUUAAAAAGGAAGCCCCGGCUACACCUCUUAUGAAAGAAGCUCAAGAUUUUCCAACUAAGGAUGCUCCAGCUGUACCACCUACUAAAAAGGAAGCUCCCAUUCCUCCAGCAAAAGAGGCUCCCCCUCCACCACCUAUAAAGAAGGAAGCCCCACUUGCACCUCCUAUGAAGAAGGAUGCCCCAGCUGUACCACCUAUUAAAAAAGAAGCUCCUGCUCCUUCUACUAAGGAGGAUCCAGCUACUCCACUCGAGAAGGAUGUCCCUGUUCCUCCAGCUGUGCCACCUAUAAAGAAGGAUGUGCCUUCUCCUCUGAAAAAGGAGCCUCCUACAUCUCUUUUAAAGAAGGACGUCCCUCCUACACCUCCCAUAAAGAAAGACGCUCCAGCUGCCCCACCUAUUAAAAAGGAAGCUCCAUCAGCUUCGGAAUCUUCAGUAGAAGAAGCUCCAGUUGUGUCGACUAUGAAGAAGGAUGUCCCAUUGCCUCCAAUAAUGAAGAAGGGUGCACCAACUGCUCCACCAAUGAAAAAGAAUGCACCAUCUUCAGCUCCUGUAAAGAAAAGUCCUCCAAUUCCAAUAAAAAAAGAGGCACCUAAUUGA